AUGGAAACAUCAUCUAUGCUUUCAUCUUUACAUGAUGAAUGCAGAUCAGACAAUUACAUUGAACCUCAUUACAAGGAAUGGUAUCGUGUAGCUAUUGAUGCUUUAAUUGAAGGAGGUUUAGAAGCCUACCAAGAAUUUCUUUCCAAAGAGAGAUGUUCAGAGUUCCUAGCAGAAGAAGAAAUUAAUUAUAUUUUGAACACAGUUCAGAAACUUCCUCAAAACACAGUUUAUUCCUCUGACAAUGCUGUUGAUGAUACCUCUUCCUCGGGUACUUAUUGGCCUAUUGAAUCUGAUGUGGAAGCUCCGAACCUUGACUUGGGCUGGCCCUAUCUGAUGCCUGGAAUAUCUGGAGGUACAAAUGUUGAUCUACUUUUUCAUCCACCACGAAUACAGCCUUUCACAAUAAAGGAAACCAUUAGGAAGAUGAUAAGAGAAGCAAGAAAGGUCAUUGCCAUAAUUAUGGAUAUGUUUACAGAUGUGGAUAUCUUCAGAGAAAUUGUAGAGGCAUCUACCAGAGGGAUUGCUGUGUAUAUUCUGCUUGAUGAGUUCAACUUCAGUCACUUUCUUAAAAUGACAGAAAAACAGGGCUUUCAAGUUCAGAGAUUCAGGAACAUGAGGGUGCGGACAGUAAAAGGACAAGAUUAUUAUUCCAAAUCAGGGGCAAAAUUCCAUGGAAAAAUGGAACAGAAAUUUCUUCUGGUUGACUGUAAGAAAGUCAUGUAUGGUACUUACAGCUUUAUGUGGUCAUUUGAAAAAACCAACCUCAGCAUGGUUCAAGUUAUCACAGGACAACUGGUUGAAUCCUUUGAUGAAGAGUUUAGGACGCUGUAUGCCCGUUCCUCUGUUCCUAGUUCAUUUGCCCCAGAAUUAGUUAGGGUAAAUAGUCAGAGGAUACUCUGGGAGAAUGGCAUAUGCCAGCAUUCACAGUCUUCUUUAGCUUCGGUUUCCAGCCAACGAAACCUUUUUGGUAGGCAAGACAAGAUUCACAAACUAGAUCCCAUUUACUUGAAAACUCGAGGAAGAUAUGCAGUGAAUGAAAUAGAUACAUAUGGUUUGAGAAAUCAAACCUACAACAAACUACCCUUUCAUCCAGGUUUUAACAUGCAAAAUAAAAUUCGGCAGAAUCAACCCAGUGAACAAAACGAGCAUUGGAAGAGACAUAGUUAUGCUGGGGAAAACCCAGAAAGGACUCCUUACUUUUUGCUACACAGAGCUAUUAAUCGGGCCAAUAAUCUAUCAAAUACUAGGAAGAUGCCGUCUGAUAGCCUUAGUAUUGUAUCUUCAUUAAAGGGAGGCUAUACAAACAAUUGCAAUGCACCCCAACAAAGUUUUGCUGAUCGGUUUGCACAGCCAAAGAUAAAUAUUGCAGAAAGAAAUUCAAUUGUACGGAGGUCUUUCAAUGGAACGGAUAAUCAUAUCCGCUAUCUGCAGCAGAGGAUGCCAACCCUUGAACACACUACAAAAUCAUUUCUCCGUAACUGGCGAAUUGAGUCAUACUUAAAUGAUCAGUCAGAUUCUGCUGCAGAUUGCAGUGGAUCAGCAGUCGGUGAUAGGUAUGAGGGCUAUGACACAGCGGAAAAUAUUAAAGCUCAUGCCCUUUAUUCUCAUUCUCGCCUGAGGUCAUCAUUAGCUUUUAAGCCAACUUUGCCAGAACAGCAGGAAGUAAGCAGCUGUACAAGUUCUUCAAAUUCCACUAUCGUUGGUUCAGAGGGAAGUGAAACACCUAAAGGGACGCCCAAUCAUAUCCCGAUUGUGAAAAAUGUGACCGACAAAGAAUCAGCAGAGGUCAGCACUAACGUCCCACCUGACUCAGAUGAACCAAAAAAGUCUGGAAUGCAGGUUGCAGAAAACAAAAAACCUAUUUUAUACCCAAAUGCCACUCAGGACCCAUCUAUCUACAUGUACACAGCCUUCUAUGUAAACAGACCGGCAGAAAAUGUGAAGAACCACCAAAAUGAAAAUAUACUAAAAAGGCGAAGUUUCCCUAUAUUUGACAACUCCAAGUCCACUUUGGAUCAUGGUGCCAACAAACAGGCGGCCAGCUAUGUGUACAGCACACUGACUAGGCAGAGACUUAAGCGGCCAGAAAAUCUAAAGCCCCCAGAGGAUACAAUAAAAAACUCUAAAAGCUUUCACAGUGUGACCAACCACAUAGAACAUGAAGAGAAAAAUCUUGAAGAAGAAUCAAAGAGCCCCACUACCACAAAGGCCAUCUCUGUGGCUGCUCUAGCCGAAGAUAGCAAAGAGGAACCUAGCAAAGAAUGUACUUUAAAGAAAGAAAAUAAGAAUUCUCCAAGUUUCCUGAAAAAGGGAUCCCAGAAACUGAGGUCAUUGCUGAAUCUCACACAAGACAAGAAGGAGAACUUGUCAAAAAACAAAGGCCCUGUGUUUUAUAGAAUGUGCAGCAGUUCUGACACGUUGGUUUCUGAAGGCGAAGAGAAUCAAAAGCCAAAAAUAUCUGAGACUAAGGCUGAUUCCUCUCCAAGAAAAAAGAGGACCAUCUCAUCCAAUUCACAAGGCAGCUUGCAUAAAAGUAAGGAGGAUGUCACUUUGAGCCCACCAAAGUCUCCCAAGCCACCAAAGUCUCCCAAGCCACCAAAGUCUCCAAAACCUCCAUUUGAUGAAAGCAGUAAAAAGUGCCCUACUUUGUGCCCCCCUGAAAAGUUCUUAGAAACUCGAGGAGAUGCAUCCACUCCAAGAUUUAAUACUGAACAGAUCCAGUACCAAGAGAUGAAAGAAGCUAUAACUAAUGCUACCCAGGAAACUGCACCUGUUUCUAGUUCUCCACAAAGAGUAAGCACAAUGACAUCCCAGCCUGGAAACUCAAAGCACAAAGAGGAGUUAUUAAGAUCUCGUUUGAGUGAAAGACGUGUUUAUAGUCGCUUUGAGCCAUUCUUGAAGAUGGAGAGCUCUGGUCAGCCAGCAAGAAAUACACCCAAGAGCAGUACACACCUCCCAGAAACAAAAAGCAAAACCUUAGAGAAUAACUAUGCAAGGGGCAAUCAGGUGGCUCAUUACAACUCGACUGUAUACCGUCCAUUACAGCCAAAUGAAAACAAGCUUCGAGGAUUUAUGCAAAAGUUUGGAAACUUACUAUACAAAAACAAAUAACACCUAUAUAGUCUGAGGACUGUGUGAAAAAUAGCAAAGGCAGCAGGACUUUAAGUAUUUAACUGACUUAGACGGAUGGGGAGGCCUGUAAAGUUUACAAGGGUUUCUGCAGGGGUUAGAACUUUGGAAUUGAUGUAUAUGUUUUUAUGUAAUAAACCUAGAGUUAUUAUACUUCCGUCAUUACACAAGUUCUGUGUCUAAAAGGUGUUUUAAAUGAGAUGUUUAUAAUGUUUAUACUGUAAGAUUAAUUUGAGCUAGAUACUUUCCCUCAUUCAGAAAGUAUGUAAUAAUAUCUUAUAAG
This is a messenger RNA of Terrapene triunguis (Three-toed box turtle), 3412 nucleotides long. RefSeq names its product family with sequence similarity 83 member B (gene SACK1B). Gene Ontology annotation, cellular component: membrane; cytoplasm. Gene Ontology annotation, biological process: epidermal growth factor receptor signaling pathway. Lineage: Eukaryota; Metazoa; Chordata; Testudines; Emydidae. The transcript has 4 exons. The coding region runs from base 1 to 3111 and encodes 1036 amino acids. The record is from RefSeq and is a predicted model, not a curated record.